Molecule: messenger RNA, 5388 nt
Organism: Pseudophryne corroboree (corroboree frog)
Lineage: Eukaryota; Metazoa; Chordata; Amphibia; Anura; Myobatrachidae
Gene: NLGN1
Product: neuroligin 1
Exons: 8
Coding region: 1045-3630 (861 amino acids)
Biological process (GO): chemical synaptic transmission; neuron cell-cell adhesion; synaptic vesicle endocytosis
Cellular component (GO): cell surface; postsynaptic specialization membrane; synapse
Molecular function (GO): neurexin family protein binding; signaling receptor activity
Source: RefSeq, a predicted model, not a curated record
AUCUUUUAAAGGUAAUAUUGUAUUCUGAAAUAGGCCCCCCUUCUGAUAGGCACUCCCCGGUGCUGCUGAUGAUGUGAUACACUGAUAUAGCUUAGUAGAACUUGAUGCCUUUGUAACAGAACACGUUCAGUGCUGCUGUCACAGGCGUGUAUUGCCCCUCUCUGCUCUCGGCCCCAACUACGUGACGCCCUGCACCCCCGGCACUGCCGCUGCCACUGCAUGCAGGGGGCAAGCGCCCGGACCAAGGCGACCACUGCACCGGGGUCCGCGUUCAGCACAGAGCCAAGUACACUGCUGCAAACCCCAUAUAAGGGCACGGGAGGCGUCUGCUGCCUCUCCUGGAUGUACACACAGAGCAGGGCUGCUGGAGGAGACCUGUCCUUUCUGAUAGCUCCUUCCAGGCAUCUAUUCCGAGCUCCCCCCCAUACUCCCACUUCCCUCUCUCCGGGAUCUCUCUCUUAUUAAGCAGUCUUGGAAAUUGUGGAUUUGGUCAUUGGGCUGCCAACUUGUGUUCUGAGUAUUUUUUCAGAUUGCAUUUUGGAUGUAUCCUUUUAUUUUUUUGGCUGUGGCUGUAGAAAUCUGAGUCUUGUUGGAACUGCUGGCUACCAAGGCUUCAUUAACAACAAAGCCUUUAUUCAUUAAAUGAAGGUACUGCAAAAAUCCUUCAGUUCAGCAUUCCUCCAGCUUUUUAUUAGGCUAACUCCAGUAUUUAUGAUCGCUGAUCCUGGACAUGUACAAGGAUAUAGACCUGCGGCUAACUGGAUUGAUUUAUAAGAAAGCGGUGUGCAGUAAAUGGCAGCCCUUCUGAUAUUGCUACUAUGGAAAACAGUACUGUCAAUAGGAUGUAGCCUGAUAAAUAGUACUUAGUGAAGAUGCUGCUUCAGUGAGUGCAAAAUCAAUGGAAGAUUCUUACUGCAUGAAAACCCUUCUGAGAUUUUCCUGGCAGGAUCACAUUUAACAAACCUGAUACAUUUCAUUCGACUGCCCUGAUUUACACAAGUGGAUACAAACAAUAUUGCUUACCUCGACAACUAAUGUGGAACUAUGGCGUUUGCAAGGUCUAUGAGACUGAACUGUUUAUGGAGAGCAGCAAGGUUGCGCCUGCAGCCUAUGGGUUUGGAUGUCAUGCUUUCAUUGUGUGUGUUUGGAUUUUUACUUCACGUGGCACCCGUGUACUCACAAAAACUGGAUGAUGUGGACCCCAUUGUCUCAACAACCUAUGGCAAAGUACGAGGAGUUAAGAAGGAACUUAAUAAUGAAAUACUAGGUCCUGUUAUCCAGUUCCUUGGUGUUCCUUAUGCUGCUCCCCCAGUAGGGGAACAUCGUUUUCAACCACCGGAGCCUCCGACAACUUGGGGAGAUACAAAAAAUGCCACUCAGUUUGCCCCGGUUUGUCCACAAAACAUUGUGGGAGGCAGACUUCCUGAAGUCAUGCUUCCAGUAUGGUUCACCAACAACCUGGAUGUAGUUUCUUCCUAUGUGCAAGACCAGAAUGAAGACUGCUUGUAUUUAAACAUAUAUGUUCCAACUGAGGAUGUAAAAAGAAUAUCCAAGGAAUGUGUCCGGAAACCCGGCAAGAAAAUAUGUAGAAAAGGAGGUCCCCUUACAAAGAAACAGACAGAUGAUUUAGGUGAUAAUGAAGGUGCUGAAGAUGAAGACAUCAGAGAUAGUGGAGGUCCCAAGCCUGUGAUGGUAUAUAUUCAUGGAGGUUCCUAUAUGGAAGGCACUGGUAAUUUGUUUGAUGGAAGUGUCCUAGCAAGUUAUGGAAAUGUUAUAGUCAUCACCGUCAACUAUCGCCUUGGGGUACUUGGUUUCCUAAGCACUGGCGAUCAAGCUGCAAAGGGAAAUUAUGGUCUUCUUGAUCUUAUUCAAGCCUUACGAUGGACUAGUGAAAAUAUUGGUUUCUUUGGGGGCGAUCCUUUAAGAAUAACUGUUUUUGGAUCCGGUGCUGGUGCGUCAUGUGUCAAUCUGUUGACUCUGUCCCAUUAUUCAGAAGGUAACCGUUGGAGCAAUUCAACCAAAGGUCUCUUUCAAAGAGCAAUUGCACAAAGUGGAACUGCCCUGUCUAGUUGGGCAGUUAGUUUUCAGCCUGCUAAGUAUGCCCGGAUUUUAGCAACAAAAGUUGGAUGCAACAUGACUGAUACUGUAGAAUUAGUGGAGUGUCUACAGAAAAAGCCUUACAGAGAACUUGUGGACCAAGACAUACAGCCAGCAAGGUAUCACAUAGCCUUUGGACCAGUAAUUGAUGGGGAUGUCAUACCUGACGACCCUCAGAUAUUAAUGGAACAAGGGGAAUUCCUCAACUAUGAUAUCAUGUUGGGUGUAAACCAAGGAGAAGGACUAAAAUUUGUGGAAAGUAUUGUGGACCAUGAGGAUGGCAUUUCAGCAAGUGAUUUUGACUUUGCAGUUUCUAAUUUUGUGGAUAAUUUAUAUGGAUAUACAGAAGGAAAAGAUAUAAUGAGGGAAACUAUCAAAUUUAUGUAUACGGAUUGGGCGGAUCGACAUAAUCCUGAGACAAGAAGAAAGACGUUAUUAGCAUUGUUCACUGACCAUCAGUGGGUUGCACCAGCAGUGGCAACUGCAGAUCUGCACUCAAACUUUGGUUCUCCUACAUAUUUCUAUGCCUUUUACCAUCAUUGCCAAUCAGAUCAAGUGCCUGCUUGGGCAGAUGCUUCCCAUGGGGAUGAAGUUCCUUAUGUAUUUGGGAUACCUAUGAUUGGACCUACAGAGUUAUUCCCUUGUAAUUUCUCUAAAAAUGAUGUUAUGUUAAGUGCAGUAGUAAUGACAUAUUGGACAAACUUUGCUAAAACUGGUGAUCCAAAUCAACCUGUUCCUCAAGAUACAAAGUUCAUCCAUACAAAACCAAAUCGUUUUGAAGAAGUUGCGUGGACUAGAUAUUCACAAAAGGACCAACUGUAUCUUCACAUUGGAUUAAAACCCAGAGUAAAAGAACAUUAUAGGGCUAAUAAAGUAAACCUUUGGCUAGAGCUGGUUCCACAUCUUCAUGUUAUCAAUGACCUCACCACGACUAAAGGUCCAUCCACUGAUAUCACUUCUAGAUCAACCAGGAAAAUACUUGUACCUGUAACUUCAGCAUUCCCUACAAUUAGUGAAGAUAAUUUCAAACAACAGCCUAGUCCAUUUUCAUUGGAAAGAGACUAUUCUACAGAGCUGAGUGUCACUAUUGCUGUAGGUGCAUCUCUGCUAUUUCUAAACAUUUUGGCAUUUGCAGCAUUAUAUUACAAAAAGGAUAAAAGGCGACAUGAUGUGCAUAGGAGAUGUAGUCCUCAACGCAACACUACUAAUGACAUAGCCCAUGCACAAGAAGAGGAAAUUAUGUCUUUACAAAUGAAGCACACAGACAUGGACCGUGAAUGUGAAUCCAUCCAUCCUCAUGAGGUUGUUCUUAGAAAUGCCUGCCCUCCGGACUACACUCUAGCGAUGAGAAGAUCCCCAGAUGAUAUUCCCUUAAUGACCCCCAAUACUAUAACAAUGAUUCCUAACACUAUACCGGGGAUUCAGCCCAUACAUGCCUUCAAUACUUUUACUGCAGGACAGAAUAACACACUUCCUCAUCCACAUCCACACCCACAUCCGCAUCCACAUUCACAUUCUACAACCAGAGUAUAGCCAGACUAGAAGGAAAACAGACUUUAUUUUUGAUGUAUUACAGUAGUUGAACUUAAUGGGAAUUUCUUGGCUUUUCAACCCACAGGACUAUUGCUAUUUAAAUGUGGAGGAUUACAAUUUGCAUAAUGCAUAUACAUAUCAAAAACUUUUUGGAGUUUUGGAAAAAAAAUAUGUAAAUAUUCAAAAUGGACAACAGCAGCAAUUGAAGCAAUUGUUGUGGAUGAUAGGUUUUUGUUUUGUUUUUACUUCAUAUUAAACUUUAUUUUAAGAUUUAAGUUUCAAAUUGGCUUUAGGCAUGUGCUAUACAAAAUAAAAGAGGACAAAGACUUAAAUUGUAUUUAUAUGCACAAGGAACUCACUCAUGGAAUGUCUGAUAUUUUUCACCCUUUUUUAUUUUGAAAUGUUUUUUUGUGUAGAUCAAAUAAAAGUGCACAAAGCACCAAUGCUGUUAAGGCCUUAACUUCGGCCCCAUUCUAAAAACUGCCAAUAGAACAAAGAGGUUUAAAUCCUGGCAGGUACAACAUUAUCACUUAAGUGCUGUCACUAUCAAUUGUGGGAAUAAAGGAAAAUGGAUAUUUUAGCACGAAGUGCAUGAUAAUUUGUAUGCUUGGUGGCUGUGCUGGUGAUUUAGCCACAGUUAAAAUUGUUCUCAUGCCAUUAAAGUUUUUAUAAAAUAGUACUACAUGAUUUGGCAAACCUUUAGAAGAUUUUUAAAAAGGGAGGGUAAAGUAUUUAAAGUCCAGUAAUUCACUGUAUUGUCCUCGGUAUUUUACUGAGCUAGAAAUUAAAGGUGCAUAUUGUUAGCCGAGUGUGAUAACACACUUCCCAGUAUAAAUCCCAAAGGAUAUGUGUAUUUAAAGUAUUACAUUUCUUUUUCACAGCCUGAGUAAUUUCUAGAUAAAUAAGUUUAAUGGUAAUUGAAUUUUAUUUACUAUAGUUGAGAUCGGAUGCGAUUGCUAAUAAUGGUAAGUAACAAUGUGUCCAAAGAAAACUUGAGUAAUUGUCCCACUAUUGAUAUUUUUUAAAGAAAUGUUUCUCAUGUUGCAUGUCCACAAGUGUUAAGAAAAAUUACAAAUCGUAUAUUUUUUUUUAUUUACCACUGUAAAUUUAUUUUAUAUUGAUGUUACCUCACAGCAGUAUAUAAGUAAAAUGUAUACAUAUGUAGAUACCAAGAAUACAUUAUUAUGAAGGGUGCCAACAACAUUUAUAAACCCAAUUCUGCCUCUGUAAUUUUAUACUAAUAUUAUUCAACCACAGAAAUAUUAAUUUCCCUAUUGUUUAUCAGGAAGAGUAUUUAUCACAGUCUUUUCAAGGUAUUUGUAUAUGUAUCAGAUGUACAUUUAUAUGGGAAAUGAUAGAGGUGGACUUAAGAGCACAUCACUAAGAAAUAAUUUCUCUCUUACCUGUAUAUUUCUAUUAGAAAGCAGUUAAUGUACUUUUUCUUUUUUUCCGUCUUAUUUCUUUUUCUUUGUUGUUGUUUUUUUACAUUUUCCAAAACUAUUAGUAAUUUUGAUAGUUUGUAAGAUAAUGCAAAUAAGUUUCUCUGACAAACUAACUGCAGUAACUUUCUUUUCAGUUACUCUUUUUAAAAAAUAAAGGCUUAUUACACACAGAAAAUUGUAUAUUACUUAAUGGAAAUUACUUUGUACUUCUUGACUAGAAAACUGGUCACUGAGUGAAAUAAAGAUAAUCUGGAUAAACAAUAUUAUUCCAAUGCUGAAAAAGAUGAUUUUGCUCAUUAAAGAGCUGAUGUGUUGA